AUGUCUAUCGGAGUCAAGAUACUGCAAAAGAUCGUCAAGAAUGAGGCUAUGGCCCAUGACCCGCCUGAGAUCUAUGGAUGGCGCGUAUAUCUACUGGCCUUCUCAGCCUGCUUCGGCGCCAUGUCCUUCGGUUGGGACUCGUCCGUGAUUGGUGGUGUCAUCGUGAUGGAUCCCUUCAUCAAGGACUACAACCUUGGUGACCCCAAGAGUCCAGCCUCAGCCAACCUGUCCGCAAACAUCGUCUCCACCCUGCAAGCCGGUUGUUUCGUCGGUGCUCUCGCCGCCAGCCCUCUGACCGACAAGUACGGUCGCAAGUGGUGCCUCAUCGGUCUGUCCUUCAUCGUCCUCCUCGGAGUGAUCAUGCAGGCUGCUGCGAGCGGACAUCUGGCGGCCAUGUAUAUCGGCCGGUUCAUCGCUGGUCUCGGAGUCGGUGCCGCCUCAGCAAUCAACCCACUGUACGUGAGCGAGAACGCGCCGCGUGCCAUCAGGGGCCUGUUGACGGGCAUGUACCAGCUCUUCAUCGUGACUGGCGGCAUGAUCGCUUUCUGGAUCAACUACUCGGUCAACGUCCACAUGUCGGGCAAGGUCAUGUACAUAUUCCCGCUUGCGAUCCAGGCGCUCCCGGCCCUGCUGCUCUGCUUCUGCAUGCUCCUCUGCAACGAGUCCCCCCGCUGGCUCGCCCGCCAAGACCGCUGGGAGGAGAGCAAGAAUGUGCUGGCGCAUUUGCGCAACCUCGACACCUCGCACCCCUAUCUCGAGGAGGAGUUCACCGAGAUCGUCGAACAGCUCGAGCACGAGCGCCGCCUCAUCGGUGACGCGACGGCUGCGAACCUGCACAGGGAGAUGUGGACCAUCAAGGGCAACCGCAACCGCGCUCUCAUCAGCAUCGGCCUCAUGAUCUGCCAACAGAUGACGGGUACCAACGCCAUCAACACAUACGCCCCGACCAUCUUCAAGAACCUCGGUAUCACAGGCACGUCGACCAGUCUCUUCAGCACUGGUAUCUACGGCAUCGUCAAGGUCUUGAGCUGCAUUUGCUUCUUGCUGUUCCUCGCGGACUCGUUCGGCCGCAGGCGGUCGCUGCUGAUGAGCUCCAUCGCCCAAGGUGUCUGUAUGUUCUACAUCGGCCUGUACGUCCGGAUAUCGCCACCGGUCGAAGGCCAAGCCGUGCCCCCUGCAGGUUACGUCGCGCUGGUCUGCAUCUUCGUCUUUGCCAUGUUCUUCCAGUUCGGCUGGGGCCCAGCAUGCUGGAUCUAUGCCUCCGAGAUCCCGACUGCCCGUCUCCGAUCCAUGAAUGUCUCAUAUGCUGCGGCGACCCAGUGGCUCUUCAACUUUGUCGUCGCCCGAGCCGUGCCAAGCAUGCUCGUGACCGUCGGCGAGCACGGCUAUGGCACAUAUCUCAUUUUCGGCAGCUUCUGCUUCUCCAUGUUCUUCUUCGUCUGGUUCCUGGUGCCUGAGACCAAGGGUCUAUCGCUGGAGGCCAUGGACGAGCUUUUCGGCGUCACCGACCACAAGGCCCCUUCUCUUGAAGACGGCAUCGGCUCGCGGGAUGAGAAGCCCCACCCCGUCGCCGAGCAGUCGGAGAUCCAGAGGGAUGACAAGUUGUAG
Molecule: messenger RNA, 1608 nt
Organism: Diaporthe batatas
Lineage: Eukaryota; Fungi; Ascomycota; Sordariomycetes; Diaporthales; Diaporthaceae
Exons: 3
Coding region: 1-1608 (535 amino acids)
Biological process (GO): carbohydrate transport; transmembrane transport
Cellular component (GO): membrane
Molecular function (GO): carbohydrate:proton symporter activity
Source: RefSeq, a predicted model, not a curated record